CACGAGUCCAAGUGCCUUAAAUGUCAAAUGAAGAGGUGAAGGAUUACGUGGGUAGCUCCGAGGGCGCGUAACAGCUGGUAGGAUAUAGCAAGAGCAAAGCUGCUAAACACCUUCAUUGCCAAGAAUGGCUAGCAUUCUUAGCGUUGUUUUGUCAGAUUAGAGUUUGAUAAAUUGGUCGACAAAACAGUAUCAUGGCAGAAAGGAAUAUGAAGAUGAAGAAAAGAGUCAUCAAAGAAGGGAUCCUUCAUAAAAAGACCAGCUUGCUGAAGCAAUGGCGUCCUCGGUUUGUAGUUUUGAACCGACAGAUGCUGUGCACUUUCAAGAAGGAAGACGACCAGAAAAGAGGACGAACUGCGGAAGCAAGGAUCUUCCUGAUGGACAUUGAAUCCAUAGAGAAGUGCGAGAGUAAGAAGCGCAAACACUGUUUUAAUUUGAUCGUAGAGGGGAAGCCUUUCUUCAGCUUCAGUUGUAGUUCUGAGCUGGACAGAGAAAUGUGGAUGCGAUCAGUACAGAUAGCUAAAGAGAACGAGCUCAACGAAGAGGAAAACGAUCCAAUAAGAAGAAAAAGCACCAAACUAACUGGAGGACUCAAACGGAUAACCAUCCAGAGAGAGAAAGGACAGGGGCUCGGUUGUACAAUUAAAAAUGUCGGUGGAGUUAUCCUUGUCAACAGAAUUCUCGAAGAUGGGCCUGUUUCGACUUCUGGCAUCCUAAGGCCGGGUAUGUAAAGCUUCUAUGUCUUAAUUAAAAGUUUGAUCAGUGAUGUUUACUAGUAACCUGAACUUUAGAACAUAAUCUUUUGCAGGAGGAUGUAAUGUCAUGUUUCUUUUCAUGCCGUCUACUGUUUAUUCGGAUAGCAUCUGAUCUCUUGAGAAUUGGCGGCAGAUAAACACCAAGAAAGCGCUAAUUUUCUGUUGAAUGUGGGGCCUAAUUUCAUAGAUAAAUUAAUCCUAGCAACAUAAAUUGCCCUUGCGGUUAAAAUUUACGAAGACAUCCGUGUUAAUAUCCACAAAUUUUGUGCGAUGAACAAAACGUACAAAAUUCAUGAACAGAAUUAAAUUUAUUCCAUGUAUUAGGACCACAUCACUCUUAGGGAGUACAGGUGUUUUGUUUAUUUGGAACAGAAUUUUGUUAAAUUGUUUAAAUUUUUGUUCCGUGUCACCACAGUAAGUUUUCAAAGUGGCAACAAUUUACCAUCUAACGUGGUUUUCUGUCAGUUUUAGUUCACUACAGCCUGUAUCUCACAAGAGUUAAGAUUUAGACGAAUUUUAGGUAUUGUUCUUUUCGACUAAUUAGUAAAUCUUUUAAUAUCUUAUUCAGAAGCGACAUAAAGCGACUUUACAUCUGUUCAAGACCUGCUAAUUUCCGUAUGCAAAUUGACGUACUGCACGAAAUUCACGCGAGCUGUUUGCAUCAUUUAUCAAUAUCCAUUGUUUUGUCGUCGAAGGAAAAAAAAAUUCGACCAAAUCUUCAGCGGCUUUUGUGACUAGAAGAUAUUGAUAACGGUUUAGUGUAGUAAAAAAAGUGGAAUUUUAUUUAAAAAAUCGCUGUUUUUUUAAGGGAAGUUCACUUUUUCCCAUUUUUACUUUCUAAAGGGAAGAAAUUGCAUCGUCUUUAUUACAUUUUUUACGUCAGAACAUCUGCAUGAGUCCAAUAACUUAUUAUGAACUAAAAUUCGUUUUUCAAGAUAUGAUAUUACAUUUAUUUGUUCAACAUGGCAUAAAUUCAAACUCCCUUACCUCCGCUGAUACCGCAAUUUUAAUUGCUCUUUCGAGUUUCAGGUUAAAUUUAAAAGAUUUUCGACUCAUUUUUAAACAAUUAGAGAGGAAAGUGAAAUGCAUGACUCAACAAGGAACAAAGGCGGUUUUUUUUUUUGUUAGAAGGAAUCAUCUGAUAACAAUUCUAGAACUUUCAGUUUCUUGAGAUAUAAUUCAUAAUGGUGAUGUUUGCUGUACUUCAAAAUAUUAUUGUCAAAUUGUGCUUGUUUUUUUAAAUUGGUUUCUGUCAUAUUAGGACAUUUUGUUCCUAAUAGUUUGGCAUGUAGCAAUUAAAAAACCAUCAAUUUGUUAGAUAUGAAUACAUAACAGGUUUUUAUGCCUGUCAAAUCUAGCAGAUACUAAAUUAAUCUCUUGCUCUCCUGCAUCGUUUCCUGACAAAUUUCUUAAAUAACAAUAAAUUUAGAUAAUUUUUUUUUGAAAGGGGAGGUCAAAUAAAUUUGACCUGCAUGAAAAACAUGUUUGGUUCUCCAGCACGAGAAUGGUCAUAUUUGGUAAUUUUCCUUCAUCAAUUUUGGAGUAUGGUGUUAAUUUUAGAAACUCCAUUUUGCAGAGAGAGUGUAGGAAGAAGGGCUCAAGAAAUUAACGGGGGAAGGAUGUUAUCAAAAGUGGAAAACAUCCCUACAUUUCAUAUUUUAAAGGUUGACAUCUCUGGUUAUCAUCUCAGGUUGUCAUCUUGUGACAAAUUAAAUUAAUUUUACCUAUUUUCUCCCUCAAACUCCCAGAAGUGAUUAAAAUCUAUUUUCUCCCUUUAAUAUUCAUCCAUUUUCUCACAAACAAUUAAUCAGAAUACUCAAACUUAUCAGGUAGAAGUUGUUCUGUUGAUCUAACACCAAAUCCUUCAAAUGAAAUUACAAGGAAAUGUGUAGCACCUAGAGAAGUGACAGGUAUCCUAACAAAAGUGUCUUAAAAUGUAGCUCAAAAUUUACCUUCUUUUUUAUUCUGCUUGUAUUUAACUCUAUUUCAUCUCCCUUAACACAGGAGACCAAAUCCUUGAUAUCAAUGGGAUUGAAGUUGGCGGCCGCUCUGUUUCGGAGAUAAGUGAAAUAAUCAAGGGAAGUCCAGAGCUAGUUGUUUGCACAGUGAAACCAUUCUCUGAUUACCGCUACUGCGACACACACUCAACAGGUCACACAGAAUAUGCUGAAAUAGACUUGGAUUCUCUUAAAGCUAAGGGCAAUGACGACAGCAGCAAUUCUUCACAAGAUGGUGGCUCUGAUAGUCCACGGGAGUCCAAUGAUCAGAAAAUACAUAGUGAUGAGGUAAAGAAAAGACACUCACUACCAACUGUCUUGCCAGACAUUCAUUCUGCUAAAGAUUUUCAUAAGGGAGACACUGUCAACUAUCUCGAGCUAAACUUUCCCCAGAAUGAUCGCCCACGUGGCAGAAGCGAUGCAUCACGUUCCCCACAAGUGCCCCACAGAGCUGGCAGAGAGCGCAACAAGCCAGCUGCUUACAUAGAACUUGAGUUUAACAAGAAGGAAAAUAAGUUUCAAGAAGUUGGCAAAGAAAGUUCUGAUGCUAAAGCAGGAGAUAGGAAAAGUUCUUCGCUACCAAGAUCAUAAGAAAUUGGAGCUGUAUGUAACUGUUUUUGUACAGGAUUUAACCUACUAAAAUGUCACUACACUUUCAAGAAGAAAGGUGAAACUAAGAGUGAAAAUAUCAAAUAGGUAAUAUUGUUUGAUGUAACAACCAAAUUCCUAGAGCUAAAAAUUAUAAAACAUACAGAGUUGUCAUUAGAAACCAGUAGGCGGUGGAAUGCUAGCUGUCAGUUGUGUCCCAGUAUGGACAUAAUCAUGUCCCACGUCUUGGGAGAGUUUGAAAUUGCAAUUUUUUUCCAGGAAGAGGGUGCAACCAGACACCCCUAGAAGUAAGGGGGGGGGGGGGUAAGUUUCUUAAGAAACUGUGUUGCUGCAUCAGUGGGAGAUUAUAACAAAGUAAUUUAGUCUUAUCAACUGAUUUGAUAACAUAAAUUGGCCACCAUUGGCUCUGACAAAGCAUUAUUGCUUAAAACAUCAGCUUUGAAACUCUUCACGGUGGCCAAUUUACGUUAUCCACUCAUUUGAUAAUACUAAAUAACCCCCCCUCCUCCACUUUGUGACAUACCAUGUUUGCUAUGCAAGCAUUGUUCAAUUGAGCCUUUUAGUCAGUUCAGAUUUUAAAUCUAUCCCAUUUCCUAAUGACAACCCUGGAAAUAUAAAGGAAAUAUUUUGGACAAUUCAUAUUUAAAUCUUGACAGUGGAAGUGUGAAGAUUACAGGUAGAGCACCAAAUGUAAUGGCCUAGAACAAAUUGGCCUUAACCCUUUAAGUCCCACUAGUGACCAAGACAGAAUUUCUCCUUACACCAGUAGUGCAAUAUCAAGCAGACAAGUGAUGAGAAUGAAGAAAAAUAUCAAUUAGGGGCUUAUUGGUUGAUCCAAUUCCAAAUUCUCCAAACUAACAUCAGGAGAAUUGUAUGGCAGGCAGUAAGGAGAAUUACAAAUGAAAUCUUGAGAGUUAAAGGGUUAAGGUGGCUAAGAGAAAAAAAAACAGUGAGCGGAAGAAGAGAAUGGCUCACUUGGUUGUGUUAAGAAGUGCCCAAUGCAAGUUAUGAUAAUCUUUGUUAAUUUUUUUUUCUUUUUCCUAUCCAACUUUUCUGUUAAUCAAAACUACAACAAAAUUCUCAAACAUGAUUGGUUAUCACUUGCCCAAUUUGAGCACUAGUGGGAUGCAUCAUGCUUUUAGUGGGACAGUGUAAGUGGAUGUCAUGUCUGCAUAAUUGGACAGUAGGUGUCUAACAGUGCAUGCUGUUGUGGCAAAUUGUUGUGCCGUAGUUCCUCUUGUUCAAAUCAUGGAUUCUUUAUUAGAACUUUUCUUAAUUUACUUCCUGGUGAUAAUUGUAAAAAAUAUGCCUAACAUCAAGUAUAAAUUUCUUUUUUUAAUAUUAAUUUGUGUCAACUCAGAACUCUUUUGAAGGGAGAUCAAGUGGAAAAAAUUGUGACAUGUUUACAAUUUUAUUGUAAUUCUAUUUUAUCCUAUUUAUUGACAAACCUACAAUUAGAUCAUUAUACUUUAGGGGAAGACCAUUUAUUAGACAGAGGAGAAUAACUUUAGCUCAUUCAUGGUGUUUAAUGUUCCCACGAGCUUAAGCAUUGAGCCAUGAUUAUGAGUCGUCAUAAAAAGUGAACUCUUCAUUUAUUAGACAGAGGAGAAUAACUUUAGCUCAUUCAUGGUGUUAAAUGUUCCAAUCAGCUUAAGCAUUGAGCCAUGAUUAUGAGUAGUCAUAAAAAGUGAACUCUUCAUUUAUUAGACAGAGGAGAAUAACUUUAGCUCAUUCAUGGUGUUAAAUGUUCCAAUCAGCUUAAGCAUUGAGCCAUGAUUAUGAGUAGUCGAAAAAAGUUACUCUUCUGAUAGAUGCUAGGAAUCACUGAUAAAUAUAAUUUAUUUGAAAGCCUACAGCACAGAGUAAGUGUAUAUACUAAAUACUUGUUGUGUGCAUUGU
Molecule: messenger RNA, 5257 nt
Organism: Pocillopora meandrina
Lineage: Eukaryota; Metazoa; Cnidaria; Anthozoa; Scleractinia; Pocilloporidae
Source: the annotation of a GenBank genome assembly